Molecule: messenger RNA, 2347 nt
Organism: Tuber melanosporum (Perigord truffle)
Lineage: Eukaryota; Fungi; Ascomycota; Pezizomycetes; Pezizales; Tuberaceae
Exons: 5
Coding region: 71-2347 (758 amino acids)
Molecular function (GO): ATP hydrolysis activity; ATP binding
Source: RefSeq, a predicted model, not a curated record
UGUAGUCGACCUCUGCAGUAAGCGUACUUCCUUUAUUUUGCUCCAACCUACCAAUCUUGUCUCCGCAAUCAUGAAGGCCAAGGCAUAUUCCGCCCUUCAGAAAACCUACGAUCAAGCAUUCCUCAUCCGCUCCACAGCUGUCUACUACGAAGAUCAAGGAAAUGAGGUAGAAGCUUUACGAUGCUGGCGCGAGUGUCUUGGUCAACUCCAAGGCCAUAAUUCCGCGGGUCAUCGCCCUCGCUCAGAAACAGAACGUACCUUGUUGAGGUCGCUCAAAGCAAUGCAGGAUCAGUGCCAGGAGCGAUCGGAACUACUGCAAACAUUAUUGAUCAGUCGAGUGGAGGCGGAGAAUAACGGACAGGGCUGGAGGAAUAAGGACGCAGAUCCGGCGACGUCCAGCCUACAAGCUGCUAUUACAGCUGGGAAUGUUAAACCGGCCGUCUUACCUAUACCCUAUCCACUUCCGCCCCCGGUUCCCCCCAGGAGACUGCCUUCGUCCGGUUCUUCGUCCGUUCGAGAUACAUCGAGGGUCAUUCCUCCAUCUCUUCAUCCCGCUAGUGCCCCGCCGCCCAAUAUCACCCAUUCCUCUUCAUCUCGGACACCGAGCCCGGAGAAAAGAGCUUUCCUAUCCACACUACGGCCUACACGCAAACAGAAGAAGACAGAUUCGAGGAUCAUAAAUGACGGUCCGGAAGCUGCUGCAAAGGCUGCUACGCUGGCUUGGAGCUCCCUAUCGCGAGCCGAGGGUGCGCACCUCUCACGAGCGAUGGCGGCGCCGUCCACUGACCCCCUACCAGUCCGACAGAGCUUCGUCGCUUCGGCUUCAACAACAAACGAUAUAUCGUGUGGACAGCGUGCUUCUACAUUUACAGUACACCGGCGGCCCAGCCCACCUCCUGCCAUGCUGUCCCGUACUGGCCUAUCCGGGAUUAGGUCUCGCCCUAAUAGCUCUAUCCUUCCGUUAGGCAACCCGCCAUGUCCGGGGGAUAGCAUGCCUCCGGCACCACCACACGGGCACGUCCCACCUUCAACCGACAAUAUGCGCACCUCGCAUCUACUUCACCGGGAGCUUCUGCAAGCCCUGCAGACACCGGCUGAGACCGCACAUUGCUACUCAUGCGCUGGUUCCCAGAGUGCCCCAACCUUCGCACCAAGAGUUCCCCCAAAGCCUGCCAAGUCUAAACGUCUUUCUCGUGUAAAUAAUAGCAAACCCGUAAUACCUACACCCGAGCUGGAAUCCAAAGAGGAUUCGGAUUCAGAGUACUACAAACCUCCUACGGCUACGAACUCCCGGAAUACUAUUCACCAACCCGCCGCACCAAGCGGGGGGGAUAGAUCGACCGGUCCCCCCACGCCAUCUCCGGAGGAGGAAAAGCUGAUCACGUCUACUGGAGGAGAGGAGGCGCUCCCUCCCCCAGAGAAUACGCUUGAUGGGCGGGUAGCGAAGGCUUUGGAAAGUAUUGGUAGGGGGGUGGAUAUGAAUGCAGCAAUGCAGGUCGCAAAUGAAAUUGUCGUUAAGGGGGAUGAAGUUCAUUGGGAUGACUCUACCCAUUUCUGCGACCAGAUCUAUUCAGCGGUCUGCGAGAGCCGGCACGGGGGAUGCUCCUAUUUGGGCCUCCGGGAACUGGGAAAACCAUGCUUGCCAGAGCUGUCGCAACGGAGUCCAAGUCUACGUUUUUCUCCAUUUCUGCCUCUUCACUUACAUCUAAAUAUGCAACUUGGCGAGUCGGAGAAACUCGUCCGGGCGCUCUUCGCUCUCGCGAAGGCAAUGGCACCCAGCAUCAUCUUUGUCGAUGAGAUCGACUCCCUACUAUCUUCAAGAAGCGGCCCAGGCGAACACGAAGCGACCCGAAGAAUCAAAACCGAAUUCCUAAUUCAGUGGUCCGACCUCACGAAGGCUGCUGCGGGGAGGGAGUCUGCUGAGGGAGACGCAUCCAGAGUGCUUGUUCUCGCUGCAACCAACUUACCCUGGGCAAUCGACGAAGCCGCCCGCCGGCGGUUCGUUCGACGACAGUAUAUACCGUUACCCGAGGAUGAUACGAGAAAAAAGCAAUUGAAGAACCUUCUCGGACGCCAGAAACACCACCUCAGCGCUGAAGACAUCGAGAGGCUGAUUGAGCUCACUCAAGGCUUCUCCGGCUCAGACAUAACCGCCCUGGCAAAAGACGCGGCAAUGGGCCCGCUCAGAAGCCUCGGCGAGGCACUGCUGCAAAUGCAAAUGGACGAUAUUAGGCCGAUCACGUUCGAGGACUUCGAAGCGAGUCUUAUGUCAAUAAGGCCGAGUGUGAGUAAAGAAGGAUUGCGGGCGUUUGAAGAUUGGGCGACGAAGUUUGGGGAGCGGGUUUAA